AUGGCGCAGCAUCACGGCCACUUUGACAUGCGCGUCCCCCCGGAUCCAGCGAAACUCAUGGAGUACGUGGCGUCCCUGCCGGAGGAGGAGCAACAGCGGAUACGGGAAGAGGCGAUGGCACACAUGGGCCUCCUGGGCCCUAUGGGCCCCAUUGGCCCCAUGGGCCCUAUGGGCCCUAUGGGCCCCAUGGGCCCCAUGGGCCCGAUGGGCCCCGUGGGCCCCAUGGGCGCUGUGGGCCCGCCCCCCCUGCCGCCGCUGCCUGAUCCGGACGAGCUGAGGCGGCGCCAUCGAGAAGCCCGAAGACAGUUCAAGCAGAUGGAAGGCUCUGCCAGCAUGCACAUGGUCACCAUCAGCCAGAGUUGGGACAUCAAGCCGCCCAUGGGGGAGGCAGAUGCCCUGGCCCCGAUUACCGUCGCGGAGCUGCAGCUCGGCGUCACUCAUCGGGGCUGCGUGCUGGAGGGAACCGUCUGCGAAGAGCCCGUCUUCAGUGGUUCCUGCACCUUCCCGCUCGAGGAUAGGGAUGGCUUCGUUGCCCGAGUCGCGGUCUACAACAUUCCAGGUGCCUCAUGGCAGUUGGCAGAGCGCUUGUUCUACAAGGGCCGGGCCAUCGCCAUCAAAGAGCCGUACUACAAAGUCGCCGCGGAUGGGGCUUUUGCCGUUCGCGUGGACGACCCUGCAGAAGUCGUUGACGGCAGCAACCCAACAACUUGGCAAGAGUUCAAGGAGCUCGGGAACCGAUGCUUUCAGGCCAAGCAGUUCCAGAAAGCCCUGGAUGCGUAUCAGCAAGGCCUACACCGACUCAGCAACGAGAGGGAGGAGCUCAGCAUACUCUACAGCAACAAGGCGCAGUGUAUGCUGAACUUCGACAGCUACUUUCACAACUUCUCCGCUUUAAGAUAUGCUGGUGUCGCCGUCCACCUGGACCGAGCGAACGUGAAAGCCAGGAAGAGGCUGCAAGAGGCAUCGAAGAAGUGUGGUCCUGCGAGCACCCAGCCAGAGCUUCACUGGUUGCGACGGCCUGACGUAGUCGUCUGGGCCAGUUGGACCGUGGUGCGGGGAAGCGAGCCCAAGACGUGGCAAGCGCUGAAAGAGGAGGCCAAGGAACUCUUCAUCCGGGAGAAGUACGUUGAAGCAGAUCAGCUCUACAGCUGCGCACUGAUGAAGCACGGUGCGGCGAAUGGAAUCGCCGUGUUGCUCGGCAACAUGGCGCAGACAUGCCUCGAGCUUCAGAAGUACAAGGAGGCGUUGGCUCACAGUUCAACGGCUGUCCUGCUGCCGGGAGGGAGCAACUCAUUGCUGGAGAAGCUCUGGAUCCGCCGUGCGCGUUCGCUGGAGGGGUUGGGUGACGACAGCUGCUCCACUGCUCUGGACACUGUGCCUCUGCCUGGCGUCCAAGCCGAAGCCAAGCAGCUGAAGGAGCGGCGAGCCAGCGCCGUGGGCGUCAAGCCCGUGUCCGCUGUUCCGACAGAGCAACAGUUUCAGAUGCGGGAAGGCUUCAUGCAGGAGCUGUUGUCCAGACAAGACUCCUGUACACCGGACGAGCUGAUGGCGCUUGGAGCGAUGCUGGAUCUUGCACCUCCGGAUGCCAAGAAGAAGCUGCAGGAGCAGUUUGGCCCGCUAUGCAUGCGCAAAGUGCCCACCUUCCACGUGCAGUUUCCAAAGCAGUGCGGCCUGCCGACGUCGGAUCCUGAAUCCAUGCAGCAUUGCCAGCAGCUACUGCGUGAAUCGUACGCCCACGCCUUGACGAGCCCAUGGAUGACUGAGUGGGCAUUACAGCAGGGAACAAUGCAGUUCGACGAAGCCUCCCUGUUCAAGCGCUUCAAUGGCACACUGGGAGCCCAGUGGUAUGCAGAGCACUCGCCGCUGAUGCCCGGGAGCAUCAUCAGGGCUCGCGAGGAGGUGGACAAGCAGCGGUACUCGGAGCUCAUCCGGACCAGCUUCUGCAACCACUGCUGCAGGCGAGACAUCCUCCACAAGGGCACGACCCACGUGGCGGUAGGUUUUAACGACCUCGGCCUGCUGUUGUCCUGCGAGCUGCGUGAUGAGCCUUCGAAGAACGUGUUGGGGCCGCUGCGCUUCAUCGGCGUGGACGCCAGCGCGUACUCCGUGGCCAAAAGCAAGGUCAUAGCGGAGAUGUUGAAGCGCGACAUCCCACUUGAGCACGUCCUUCAGGCUUGGUACUCCUCCACCUGCAGUAAAGCGGCUGCAAAGCACUUCGCUGAAGUCGCGGGAGGAGUGGCCAGGAGUGUGGACCAAGAGCAGGUGAAGUCCUUCUUGUCCCACUGGGCCGCGGCCACGCCGGUUCCGCUUCUCCAAGCCCGAAAGCUUUGGUUGAAGACCCGGGAAGGCCGCAAUGGAACAGAUAUCCCCUCCAUGAAACGCGAGAAGGACCAGCUGCGAAUGUGUCAGUACUUGUUGACAGGGGAUGUCUUUGACGCAGGCAAGCCGGAGGUCGGCAAUCCAUCGAUGUGGUCCGUCCCAGCCGGCUCUCCACCAAUCGCGCAAGGCGAAAGCGCUUUCGCUGCAGUUGAAGCCGAUGAUCUGGCAGACGGACCGAAGAAAGACAACAUCGGCAAGUGCCUGGCGAAGGUGCUUCUGCAGAGGCUGCAGCGUCUCCGCACGAUGAUACAGAAAGGCAUCAUCAGGAUAGAGCUUCUCUGCGAGUUCGUUGAGGCAGACUCGUCUACAGCAAAGUGGAUUGCUGAUCAGCAGCCAUGGACAAUGUCGUGGUCCAACGUGCUGGACUACAUGACUCCGAGGAACUUCCACAAGCUGGCGCGGGCGUGUUCAGUCCACGGGGAUACCGUGCACUACGCCUACUCCAUGAACUGGGUUGCAGAGGUGGUAGGCACCUCUAUCCUGGACUACUCCGAUCUGGGGCAGCGGAGGCAAAUCAUCGAGGCCACACAUCAAAUCCUGGAGGAGACUGCUCGACUCGCUCCCGCAGGAAGAUUCUUGCAUCUACCCCCCUUCGACUCGCCGCUGAAUUCCACCGGGUAUCUCCUUGCCACGGCCUUGCACAAGCACUGGACGAAGUACUUCUUCGAUCCGCAGUUGGCGGGGCAGGAUGUACAGGUUGGGCUGGCGUCCCUGCAAACCUACAAUCCGCUAGCGACCAAUGCCACCACGCUGUCCCUCACAUGGACUUACGACGCCACCAUUCAGCUGAAAGAUGCGUCAGGGUCGGACUUAGCGGACGAUCCCUUCAAUUCUUUACCUGACUGCGCAGUCAGCUAA
Messenger RNA from Symbiodinium natans, 3237 nucleotides. NCBI's taxonomy places the organism in Eukaryota, Dinophyceae, Suessiales, Symbiodiniaceae. The record is from the annotation of a GenBank genome assembly.